CAGUGGAAUUAAUAGCAGUGUUCAUUCAGAGAGAAACACUUUUAACGAUAACAGGGUUACGGAAAAAUAUAUACAGUCGACAAAAUGAUUGGUUAUUUGAAAGCGUUCACAUGUAUAUUCAUUUUCAGUGCAAUUUUAUUAAACGUGGAAUGUGAAGAGUGUAUUUACGGGUCCGAUGGGUUGUGCAUGGAGCCGUGCCCCCCGAAAACAGUGUCGUAUAGUCCUGGGUGUGACGAGGAGGUGAUAUCGCAGAGGACCUGUCGAUCUCCGAUACCACGCCGGAUAGGCCGCUACUGUGACUAUUCGCGCUGUGACUGCGAAAACGACCAGGUUUGGGAUGAAGCUGCAAGAAAGUGCGUGAUUCUGAAAGACUGUUCUGAUCAGUCCAAACUCAAAAGUGCGUCCGACAGAGUGUGAUAAUGAAGACGUUGAUGUGUGAUAAUUUAAUUAAACCACUUUACCGAUA
Pectinophora gossypiella (pink bollworm) is the source of this 466-nucleotide messenger RNA. RefSeq lists its product as uncharacterized. The record is from RefSeq and is a predicted model, not a curated record. Lineage: Eukaryota; Metazoa; Arthropoda; Insecta; Lepidoptera; Gelechiidae. The transcript has 2 exons. The coding region runs from base 85 to 417 and encodes 110 amino acids.